AUGGAGGGCCCUUUGUUUCAUCAAAAGCAUAUGCAAGCGUUAGAGUUACACAGAGUUCUCCGUCAAGCUGAAACGCGGCAAAGCGGCUUAAAUCUUCUCUCUCCUUUGCAGUCGAACCGCAACUUCCAAGAAUAUCACAGCCAGGCAAAACAACUUUUCCGAAAACUCGGGGAACACUCACCGACACGCUGUUCUGUAGAAGCCGGACCAAUGACUUUCCAUUACUUGAUCAGCCAAGGCGUUUGCUACCUGACGCUCUGUGAAGCCGGGCAGCCCAAGAAGCUGGCCUUCGCCUACCUGGAGGAGCUGCACGCGGAGUUUUGGGAGCUGUAUGGGAAGAAGGUGCCGUUGGUGUCGAGGCCUUAUGCCUUCAUUGAAUUUGACACGUACAUCCAGAAGCUGAAGAAGUCCUACCAGGACAGCUGGUCGAAGCGUCACCUGAGCAGCAUCAACCUGGAGCUGCAAGAUGUCCAGAAGAUCAUGGUGACCAACAUUGAGGAGGUCCUCCAGAGGGGAGAGACCUUGUCAGCUCUGGAUUCCAAGGCCAGCAACCUGUCGACGCUCUCCAAGAAAUACCGCCAUGACGCCAAGCUCCUCAACAGCCGCUCCGCUUACGCCAAAGCUGCCGCCACCAGUCUGGUCUUUGUGGUGAUCAUGCUCUACAUCCGCUUCUGGUGGCUGGUGUGAUCGGCCCCCCUCUCGCUUCUUCUCUGACAUCUCUUCAGGCCUGCCUUCUAGGGGUGUGUGAAGAAAAAAGGGGGCUGUCUUUCUUCCUCCUGUCUCACUCAAGACUGAACCAGGACGGACCUGUUGCUGGAGAAACAGGAACUUCCAAAGGAUCCUGGGCUGUUCCUCACGUCACGAAGAGACCUUUAUUGUUGUUAUGGUUAUUAUUUUAUUUGACAUGGAACUCUGUCCACUUGAUGGCCAGACCUGAAGUGAUUCUUGUUCGUAAAUUUAGUACUAUGGUUAUUUAUAAAUGUUAACAAUAUGAUUUUGCUUUUAGUGUGUAAAGAAGUGUCUUACAAUUUUGCUUUUAGUGUCUUACACUUUCCUCUGCCAGCAGUUAAAUUGAGGGGGCGGGGAGGUGGUAUAGGAGAGAAGAGGAGCACAUUUCCUGAAAAACCUCAAAAACAGUCUUGUAGGAAUGUGUGAUUUUGGUUCUGGAAGGGCAGCAUGACAACAUGAAUUCAACAGGUAACUUUCCCGUUCUUUUAGCUCCAUGUCCAAACAAGCUGCAUCUGUUGAAUUUCUGCCUGCCUUACAGCUGUCACAGGCAUUGCCAAAAAGAAUACAAGCAAUCCCAGGUUUGUCCUUGGGCAUGAGCCGUUAUAGCCCGCCUGCACCGAUUGAGCUAUGUAAGGUGGGACCUUCAGGGUCAUUCAACCAAUCAAGUUCACUACCUGCUUGGACUAGCAAGAAACAGGCGGAGUUUACCGUGCCCUGAUAUACAGCCGGGCAUUCUCGUUUGGCUGUGGAGCUACCUUGCUGGGUUUUUCCCCAGCACCAAGUUGCCUCUGUUGAACACCUGUCUGCCAUGCAGAAGUUUGAUGUGUAUUUCAGCCCUGCCUAAAUAAAGGCUGUGGGCCGGAGAGAAGCUUGGCUCUAUCAGUACACGACUCUGGUGUGUUGAUGUUUACUGUACAAGUGGAUACUUUUUCAAUAAAUUUCAUUUUUCAUGAA
This is a messenger RNA of Sphaerodactylus townsendi, 1683 nucleotides long. RefSeq names its product vesicle-trafficking protein SEC22b-like. Lineage: Eukaryota; Metazoa; Chordata; Lepidosauria; Squamata; Sphaerodactylidae. The transcript is spliced from 4 exons. Gene Ontology annotation, cellular component: endoplasmic reticulum membrane; ER to Golgi transport vesicle membrane; SNARE complex. The coding region runs from base 1 to 687 and encodes 228 amino acids. Gene Ontology annotation, molecular function: SNAP receptor activity. The record is from RefSeq and is a predicted model, not a curated record. Gene Ontology annotation, biological process: vesicle fusion with Golgi apparatus; endoplasmic reticulum to Golgi vesicle-mediated transport; retrograde vesicle-mediated transport, Golgi to endoplasmic reticulum.